Molecule: messenger RNA, 2012 nt
Organism: Solanum dulcamara
Lineage: Eukaryota; Viridiplantae; Streptophyta; Magnoliopsida; Solanales; Solanaceae
Product: gallate 1-beta-glucosyltransferase 84A24-like
Exons: 1
Coding region: 115-1587 (490 amino acids)
Molecular function (GO): UDP-glycosyltransferase activity
Source: RefSeq, a predicted model, not a curated record
CGGGUCACAUACAUUCACUAAUAUAAAAAAAAUACAACUAGACUACUCUCUAAAUAUUCCUUUCUCUGGCUGCUAAUUUUCAUUGUAGCUAAUCAAUAAUCACACUAGAGAAAUAUGGGAUCUCAAGGUACGAUCAAUUCAUUCAUUCAUGUUUUUCUGAUAUCAUUUCCUGGUCAAGGACAUGUCAAUCCAUUACUUAGACUUGGUAAACGCCUGGCCUUGAAAGGUGUUCUGGUCACCUUUUGCGCACCUGAAUGUGUAGGUAAGGACAUGAGAGCAUCCAACAACAACAUAAUUAGUAAUGAACCAAUUCGGUAUGGAAAUGGUUUGAUUAGAUUUGAGUUUUUCGAUGGAUGGGAGUAUACUCAGCCUAAAGAGAAUCACCAGAUCGAGACAGAGCUGGCGAAUCUUGAAGUUGUAGGCAGGGCAGUACUCCCUGCCCUGCUAAAACAGAACGAAUUGCAAGGACGUCCUGUUUCAUGUCUAAUCAAUAAUCCAUUUAUUCCAUGGGUAUGUGAUGUAGCUAAAAGUCUUGAUAUACCUUAUGGUAUCCUUUGGAUACAAUCUUGUGCUAGUUUCUCAUCUUAUUAUCACUAUUAUUUCAAUCUUGCAACUUUCCCAAAUGAAUCAAAUCCUAACAUUGAUGUUCGUUUACCUAACAUGCCAAUUCUCAAAUGGGAUGAACUUCCUAGUUUCUUACUCCCAUCUAAUCCAUAUCCUGUCUUAGCAAAUGUCAUUUUACACCAAUUCAAUUACCUCUCUAACCCCAUUCGCAUUUUCAUCGAGUCAUUUGACGAGCUUGAACAAGACAUAGUAGACUACAUGUCCAAUUUCUUGCCUAUCAAGACUAUCGGUCCAUUACUAGUCGAUGAAGAUUCAAAAAUCGGAGAAAAUAUUCGUGGGGACUUAGUGAAGGCUGAUAGUUCAAUCACUCAAUGGCUCAAUUCCAAGCCAUCAUCUUCAGUUGUUUACAUUUCUUUCGGGAGUAUUGUUGUUCCAAGCCAAGAACAAAUCGAUGAAAUUGCCUAUGGGUUAUUGAAUUCAGGGCUAAAUUUCUUGUGGAUCAUGAAGCCACCCCGAAAAAACUCAUCCUUCCCUAUAGUGGUAUUGCCACAAGGCUAUUUGGAAAAAGUUGGGAAUAAAGGAAAAAUUGUGGAAUGGUGUUUGCAAGAAGAGGUUUUAGCACAUCCGUCUUUAGCCUGUUUCCUGACUCAUUGUGGAUGGAAUUCCUCAAUGGAGGCCAUCGCGAAUGGGGUACCUAUCGUUGCAUUUCCACAAUGGGGUGAUCAAGUCACGGAUGCUAAGUACUUAGUGGAUGAAUUCAAAAUAGGUGUAAGACUUUGUCGAGGUGUGACAGAAAACAGGAUUAUUCCUCGAUACGAAGUUGAACAAUCUUUGCAUGAGGUGACGAAUGGUCCUAAGGCCGCGGAGAUGAAAUCAAAUGCAUUGAAUUGGAAGAAGAAAGCCGCUGAGGCAGUGGCGGAAGGUGGUUCCUCAGAUCAGAAUUUGCAGUCUUUUAUUGAUGAGCUUAUGACACUACAAAGAAGUAACCAAAAGUUGGUCAAGUUAGUACCUCUAUCAAAUUAGUGUAACCUUUUUUAUGGUUGCUUUUAAAUUGGUUCAAUAACAAGAUGCGAGAAGCGAGGCUGAGAUGGUUCAGGCAUGUGAAGAAGAGAUGCGCGGAUGCUCUAGUAUGGAGGUGUGAUAGGUUGGCUAUGGAUGAUUACAGCAGAGGUAGAGGCAAGCCGAAGAAGUAUGAGCAAAAACGAUUAGACAAAACAUGAUGCUACUUCAGCUUACUGAGAAUAUAACUUAGAUGGAAGUUAUGAAGGACAUAAAUUAGGGUAAAUGGUUAGUUAGGUUGUGAAGAGUUAUCUCACUUCUUCCUUUAUAUUUGUAGUGGAAGUAUUACUUUCAGAGUUUCUUGUUAUUCUGUUUCUCUGUGAUUGUUUGAUGUUUCUUGUAUUGAGAUUAUCAUAGUACUUUGUUGUAAUGAUUGUUCCUUUUUAGUA